Messenger RNA from Fusarium vanettenii 77-13-4, 888 nucleotides. RefSeq lists its product as uncharacterized. The transcript has a single exon. NCBI's taxonomy places the organism in Eukaryota, Fungi, Ascomycota, Sordariomycetes, Hypocreales, Nectriaceae. The record is from RefSeq and is a predicted model, not a curated record. The coding region runs from base 1 to 888 and encodes 295 amino acids.
AUGGACGAUUUGGGUAAUAUAUCCGGCAUCACUGGGCCCACUGCAACAACGAAAGGAACCCUUGUAGAGAGCCCCCUUUACCGGGUGCAAAACCUGAGAGCAAACGGCAUCUACUUCAAUCAUCCAUGCGACCGGCCUCCAGAGCACAUCACCAACUUCGUGAACCAGAUGCGUCGGGAUCGUGGCUCUCCCGGUCCAUCGGCGGAUGAUAUUUCCCAAGACAGAGACCUCCACAACCUCUCGCUGGGUACAUCAGAGUCAGAAGUGGCAACUUAUUUCCUUGCUCGCGUUUUCGUCAACCCUGGAUCGUCUGACUAUCUCAAACGCAACGAAAAACAACAGAUGAAGAGGAACCAUGUUCCCGACGCGGGUACCAACCACAAGGUCAGCACCCCUGUGCCGGACACGCUCUAUGGAUACAGAGAUGAGACAGCCUUCCACCAGCAGCAGGCCCAGCUGUUGCCCAUGUACAAAGAGGCGAUGGCCAAUAAUCAGGGACUUAUGUAUCCAUUCUUCGUCAUCGAGUUCAAGGGCGAUAACGGCAGUUUGUGGGCGGCGACGAACCAAUGUCUAGGGGGGGCAGCGACUUGUAUCAAUAUGGUGGAAAAGCUCAACGAUCGAUUCAAACAGCGCAUGAGCAACAAUCCAAUCAACAGCGCUGAUCCAAUCAACAGCGCUGUAUUCAGCAUUGCCAUGAGCGGUACGGAGGCGCGGCUAUACGUCUCAUGGAAGGAGAAUGAGCGCGAUUACUUCAUGGCGCAUGUCGACAGUUUCCUCCUUCAGGAUCCUGAGCAUCAUGCCAAGUUCUACAACUUUGUACACAACAUCCUUGACUGGGGCAGGGGUGAGCGUCUGGAGCAGAUUCGCAGCUGUCUGGAUAACUUGUGA